UCACUGACCGUGUGAGCUUUGAAUUUGUGCAGAUUCACUACAAACAGACGCAUUGUGAAUCUGUGCCCUCAAUUUCCAAUUUUGGCCAAUUCCAUUAUUCCCCAAUUAAUUUUCUCUUCUGUUUUCAACAUUCCCAAAUCAAAUCCCAGUAGAGAGAGAGAGAGAGAAAAUCCGCGAGCGAGAAAAUGCAUACAUACAUUCAACAUUCCCAUGCAUUCAGUCCCCAUUAUGCAUUUUGCGUUUUCUUCCCAUUCCCCCUUCUCUUUCUGCCCUUUUGGCUGCCCCUUUUACUGUCACAAACUUUCCAUAUUCGAAUCGCAGAAUCGUCGAUUCGCUAGUCGCCUCCAUUUGCGAGAUUUCCCAAACAGAGGUAACGUAACGCCCAAGUUUAUGCGAAAUCCGCCGCUGCCCUGAUUUGGGGUUUUGAGCAUCUUGUGUUUGGGCAAUGGAGAAUAAUCGGCUAUUUUUGGGCUUUGUUUUGAUCUUCUUCUCUCUCGCCUGCUGUUUCUCGCCCUCCUAUGGAUAUGAUUCAUUGGAUCCUCAUGCCAACAUUACUAUCACAUGGGAUUUCUUGGUGGAAAAUGGGGAUACUUAUGAUGUGAGGGUUUCAAUAUACAAUUUCCAAUUGUUUCGCCAUGUGGAGCUGCCUGGUUGGAAACUUGGCUGGUCAUGGAAAGGUGAUGAGGUUAUAUGGGGUAUGUGGGGGGCAGAGGCUACACAGCAAGGAAAUUGCUCCAAAUACAUAGGCAGAGAACUUCCUCAUUGUUGUGAGAAGGAGCCUGUGAUUGUUGAUCUUAUGCCUGGAGCUCCUUAUAAGUUGCAGGUGGCCAAUUGUUGUAGAGGAGGUGUGCUAUCCUCCAUGAAACAAGACCCUACCAACUAUGGAGCUGCCUUCCAAAUGAAUGUUGGGAAGUCUGCUGGAAAAGAUGUAGAUGGCAAAAUGCCUGAAAAUUUCACUAUGGGGCUUCCUGGAUACACUUGUGGUGACCCAUUUCAAGUCUCCCCAACCAAAUUCAGUAAGGAUGGCGGUCGUCGGUGGACACAAGUUCUAGAAACAUGGAAUGUGACCUGCGUUUACUCCCAAUUUCGAUCGUCACCAGCACCGGGUUGCUGUGUUUCACUGUCUUCCUUCUACAACAGCACCAUUGUUCCUUGCCCUCAGUGCAGUUGUGGUUGCCAAGGGCUAGCGGGAACAAAAUGUGUCAAGCCAGGCGAAACUCCUUCAGUUUUGCAACUUCCACAUGAACAUCACACUUCAGAAGUAGAACCAUUGGUGAGGUGUUCACAACACAUGUGCCCAAUAAGGGUACAUUGGCAUGUGAAACAGAGUUAUACACAGUAUUGGAGAGUAAAGAUCACAAUCACAAAUCUAAAUUUUGCUAAGAAUUACUCUCAAUGGAACUUAGUAGUGAUGCAUCCCAACUUGAGAAAUGUGACUCAGGUUUUCAGCUUCAACUACAGCCCCCUCAAUCAGUAUGGUAACAUCAAUGAUACAGGGAUGUUUUGGGGGAUACACUUCUACAAUGACUUGUUACUCACAUCAGGAGACACAGGGAAUGUUCAAUCAGAGAUGCUUCUUAGAAAAGAUUCAGAAAUUUUCACUUUCAGGGAAGGAUGGGCAUUCCCAAGAAGAAUUUUAUUCAAUGGGGAUGAGUGUGUAAUGCCACCUCCAGACCAAUAUCCAAGGCUCCCAAAUAAAGCUCACAAGGCCAUGGCAGCAUCCUAUAUAGUUUUCUUAUUCCUGUUGCUCUCUGUUUCGUUAUAACAGGGGAGUCCAGUAGAUGGCAGAGUAAUUUAAGUUACAAGCAGCAAGUAUAGCACAGUUUUCAGUUUUGAUAUGUUCUCAUGAAGAUAUUAGCGGAGAUGAUAAAUCUUUAUCAUCAUUAUUUUAAAACAUGAUUGUUCAAGCUCCGCUAGUUCUUGUUCAUCAGUAAUAAUUAUAUAGCUACGCAUUUUACCAUUACUAGACAAAC
Momordica charantia (bitter melon) is the source of this 1973-nucleotide messenger RNA. It is a transcript of the gene COBL6, whose product is annotated as COBRA-like protein 6 precursor. The record is from RefSeq and is a predicted model, not a curated record. NCBI's taxonomy places the organism in Eukaryota, Viridiplantae, Streptophyta, Magnoliopsida, Cucurbitales, Cucurbitaceae. Gene Ontology annotation, molecular function: carbohydrate binding. Gene Ontology annotation, cellular component: plasma membrane. Gene Ontology annotation, biological process: plant-type cell wall cellulose biosynthetic process; cellulose microfibril organization.